Molecule: messenger RNA, 1229 nt
Organism: Drosophila yakuba
Lineage: Eukaryota; Metazoa; Arthropoda; Insecta; Diptera; Drosophilidae
Gene: Gr36c
Product: putative gustatory receptor 36c
Exons: 3
Coding region: 16-1182 (388 amino acids)
Biological process (GO): sensory perception of taste
Cellular component (GO): membrane
Source: RefSeq, a predicted model, not a curated record
CAGUACGUAAAAAUAAUGGACGUGGAAAGUUUUUUGUUGGGAGCGGUUUACUACUAUGGACUGUUCAUCGGUCUCAGUACGUUUGAGUUUGACUGGAAUACAGGGCGUGUAUUUACAUCGAAAUUGAGUACUUUGUACCCUCUUGCGACGGAUUCUUGUAUUUUUAUCUUAUACAUUUAUCACUGGACCGGGAACGCAAUGUAUGCGAUCUUUAGCAAAGCAAACAUGCUGCACGAAUAUGUUGUCAUCAUAAUGACCGGACUUAAAAUUGCUACUGGCCUUUUCACUCUGAUUAACAGAUGGUACCAGCGUAGCGAGAUGAUGAUCUUGACCGCAAAAGUGCUCCGCAUGUUUAUGGCCAGGCCGCAGGUAAAGAGAAUGUCUCGCUGGGGCAUUCUCACCAAGUUUAUUUCUGGAUCUCUGACCGAUGGCCUCCAAAUGGCCAUCGUCUUGAAUACCAUGGGUCGCGUAGACUCGCAAUUCUUCCUGGGACUGGGCUUGCAGUACUGGAUGUCCGUUAUUCUCAACAUGGCUUUGGUACAGCAAUACAUGAUAAUGCUCUUCGUUCGGACACAGUUUCAGCUACUCAACACCGAACUGCGUCAGGUGAUUGAGGACACCAAGGAGCUGCAGUUAAACCGCCGACAUCAAGGAGUUUUUAUAACCAGGUGCUGUUCCUUGGCAGAUCAGUUAGAGAAUAUAGCAAGAGUGCAGAGCCAACUGCAGACGAUUGUAAACCAAUUGGAAAAAGCAUUUGACAUUCAGGGGGCCUUGAUAUAUGGGGGCUAUUACUUGUCCUCGGUGGGCAACAGUUACAUGGCAUAUAGUAUCUUCAAACAUGGCUAUGAGAAUAUGAACAUGGCACUGAGUACUGUUAUCCUGACGUUCCUAUGGUGUUUUUUUUACUACCUUGACGGUUUGCUGAAUUUACGUGUUAUGCUUCACAUCCAAGAUGACUACCGGGAAGUGAUACAAAUACUCGGGGAGCGGACACUAUUUGUUGGUUUGGAUGUCCGCCUGGAAGAAGCCUUUGAGAACCUUAACCUGCAGCUAAUACGAAAUCCCUUAGAAAUAAAGGUUAUUGAGUUGUAUAGCGUCACUCGCAGCACUACGAUGUCUAUGUUCGGAAACCUGUUCACGCAUUCCAUACUUUUAAUUGAGUAUGAUAUGGAACAUUUUUAAGAAUAUUCAAGCAUUAAAUAAGCAGCAAUGUUAGUCACUGUUUUAAA